Messenger RNA from Cherax quadricarinatus, 1955 nucleotides. Its product is annotated as exosome complex component RRP41. Gene Ontology annotation, biological process: nuclear mRNA surveillance; poly(A)-dependent snoRNA 3'-end processing; U4 snRNA 3'-end processing. The record is from RefSeq and is a predicted model, not a curated record. Lineage: Eukaryota; Metazoa; Arthropoda; Malacostraca; Decapoda; Parastacidae. Gene Ontology annotation, cellular component: cytoplasmic exosome (RNase complex); nucleolus; nuclear exosome (RNase complex).
ACAUAUUUUCUUUGCCUUUAAUUACAGGGUUAUGUCCUCAUUAACAUUUCAUUCCACAAACUUCUUAAUUCAGUGCUGUUAAACACAAAUUUGCAUAUCAAAAAAAAUCGCACGUCAUCAACACUGAUGGUUCCCAUGAUAUAGAAGGGUUCUUAAUCCAAGAAAUUGGUUGCUGAAUGAAAACGAUAUAUUCGAUCGGCCACAUGGUGACCACUGCUGAAGGCACAUGAACUCACUCACUCUAUAUAUAAUACAUUAUAGUUUUGUAAAGGAAGGUGUGAAAGCAGAGAUCUUAGAUGGUGUGACAAUUUUGUCAUUGUUAUCUAAUAAACAAUGAGAAAAAGAAUUGAACUGGUUAAUACCAAAUAUUGUCCGACUCCUACAAGUUUUCACAUAAGAUGGGAAGCCGUGAUUCUCGCCGUAUCCUGGGACCAGAAAAAAGUAUACCAUACUCCCUGCUGCAGACACAAGAAAUGAAACACUUUUUAGCAGAAGACGGUUUGCGAUGGGAUGGUCGCUCAGCUGUUGACCCCAGAAAACUCUUUAUGAGCGUUGGAGUGAUCAGUCAAGCAAAAGGAUCUUCGUACCUGGAGGUUGGAAAUACGAAAGUUUGCUGUGGUGUAUAUGGGCCCAUGGAUGUACAAAGAGGCUCUGACUUCAACAUGUCUUGUAAGGUCUUAUGUGAAGUUAAGAUGGCUCCAUUCUCUUGCUCAGUGAGGAAGUCCCCACAACCUGACAAGCAACAGAGAGAGAUGAGCAGACAGCUCAAGGAUGCUUUAGAAACUGUCAUUGUCCUUGAUAAAUUCCCCAAAUCGCAGAUAGAUGUGUACUUGACUGUGAUUGAGGAUGAUGGAGGGUUGCUUGCUGCAUGCAUCACUGCUGCAGGCUUGGCUAUCUGCCAUGCCAAUAUUGAUGUCUAUGACCUGGUUAUUGGAGCUUCACUGCUCUGGCAUGAUGGUAUCCUAUAUGCUGACCCAACCCAUCAUGAAGAGGAAUGUGAGGGUCAUAAGAUUCGCAAUUCUGGCAGUGAAGGUGGCCAACUAACUGUUGGAAUUAUGCCCAAGUAUGCUAAUGGGCAAGUCAGCCUAUUAGUUCAAGGUGGCCAAAUCUCAGCUGAUAAUCUUUGUGAAGGAUUAGAGGUUGCAGUUGAAAUAUGUCAGAGAAUUUAUACUCUCUCCAGAAAGACAUUGAUUGAUUAUGUGGAGCAGUCCCUUGAAGCAAACAGUGACUCUUCUUGAUGACCAUUUCCUGGAAAUACCCCAGCUUUCAUUGCAGUCUCAAGUAUAUAUGGGCUAAAGUUAUGUUUUACCCUACCUUAGAUGUAUAGAAUUGUAACAAGCACCAUUUCCCCUCCUUUUCCCAACAGAGAUUCCCUGAUACCACUUAUUAAUCCAUUCAUGGAUGGAGUGCUAAACUUUAAGUCAUAUACAACACCUGAGGAAGUAAAUGGAAGGCAGUCAGGUUCAAUCCAAGAUAGAUACAAUUCCUUGGAUCAAGAACUCAUUGGAAUCAAGAUACCUUCCUUAAGGUUUCAUAUCACCGAGAGGCUCUUGAGCCAAUUGGACCUAACCUCCAUUAACUUAGCCUGAACCUGAUUGCCUCCUAUUACCCUAGGUUCUGUAUGAGCCUUACAGGUGGUAAUAAGCAUCUUAACCCUUAAACUGUCCAAACGUAGAUCUACGUUUACUCCCGUAGUGCUCCGAACGUAGCUCUACAUUUUUUUAUAUGCUUUCAUGUGGAGAAAAUCAUGGUCUGAGAGCUACGCGUGCAAACCUCGAUCAACACUUGGACAGUUUAAGGGUUAAUAAAAUAAUGGAGAAAAAUUAUGCUUGUUUUAUAUUUCAAAUAAUUUUUUUUUUUUCCUUUAACAUACUGACAGUCUCCCACUGAAGUUUUAUAUAUGUAAUGGUGUUUAAUAAUGUGAAAAUUAAGCUAAAUAAAGUAUAUGCUAGAUU